AUGUCGGCGUCCGGCACCAUGGAAACACGUAUGGCCGAUUUUGAUCGGAGUGGCCCAGAGUCUGACAUCAAGGAUCGAUUUUACAGAUACUUUCAGGAUGCAUGCACAGAAAUCCAAGAACGGAUCAGCCAGCUCGAAUCCUAUUCCCUGAUUGGUGGCGAGAGGAAAGAUGCUGUAGACCACCUUGUUGCUGGAAUCUCAAAGCUAUCCACUGAGGUCGCGGAUCUCACGGGGUUCAUUCCUGCUUACGAUCAGCGGAUCUAUUCACAGGCCAUCAAAGCCCUAUCCGAGAAGCUGCAGGAGACUCAGGCCAAGUUUGACCCGAAGCCAAAGUUUCAAUUCAAAACGUUCCAUAGGAAUGAGUCCGCCAUAUCUAUUGGCGAUGCAGCAGAGCUUGCUGCACAGAGGCGCCGUGGAAUCAAGUGCCCGCCUUCCAACGAGUCCUCCGUAGUUCCCUCACCAGCAUAUGUCCAGACACCUCCAGGCGAACCUAGUUCUAAAGAUACUCUCGGCGAUGUUCCAUCGUUUCCAAAGAAUUAUAACGAGGAAUUGGCCAAAUCCACUGGUGGUCCAAUCCGCCAACCAAGUUUUUCAAAUGCGCCGAAUGUCAAUAUAUCGGGUCAUGAAGGACUUCAUAUUAUCCUCCCACCUUCCGCCGAGCAUGCAACUGCUUCGGGAUCAUUGACAAAACUUAAUAGGUGUAUUGUGGAUAUGUCCACACCCACCGCAAAUGGAGGUCCGUUCGCAGGCCUUGCUUUGAAGAAUAUCAAGAACUCACUGAUCAUUGCCGGUCAUGUGGCCGGAGCUGCCCACAUCACCGGGGUCCACGAUAGUAUUAUUGUUGUCCAGUCAAGGCAGGUCAGGAUGCAUGAUUGCAAGAAUGUGGACAUCUACCUCCAUUGUUCCAGCCGACCUAUUAUUGAAGGCUGCAGCAAUAUCCGAUUCGCACCUAUUCCAGAAUGUCAUAAGAGUACCUCAUCUGACUCUAUUAAAAAUCAAUGGGAUCAGGUCGACGAUUUCAAGUGGCUGAAAGAAGAACACAGUCCAAAUUGGAGCAUUCUGCCCGAAGGACAGAGGGUCAAGGAAGAAAUCUGGACUACAGUUGUCCCUGGUGGCCCUGGCGUCGGUCUAGAUGAUAUUAUGAAAAAGAUUGGGAUCGUCGGCCACUGA
Messenger RNA from Venustampulla echinocandica, 1170 nucleotides. RefSeq lists its product as uncharacterized. Bases 1 to 1170 code for a protein of 389 amino acids. Gene Ontology annotation, cellular component: cytoplasm. The transcript is spliced from 4 exons. NCBI's taxonomy places the organism in Eukaryota, Fungi, Ascomycota, Leotiomycetes, Helotiales, Pleuroascaceae. The record is from RefSeq and is a predicted model, not a curated record. Gene Ontology annotation, molecular function: tubulin binding. Gene Ontology annotation, biological process: tubulin complex assembly; post-chaperonin tubulin folding pathway.